AUGUGGACGCUGUUGUGUUGCCGGUAUCAGGAGGUGCUGGCAGACAAGGAGGUGAUUCUGUCCGCCGGCGCCAUCAACUCCCCGCAGCUGCUUAUGCUGUCCGGCGUGGGACCCCGCGACCACUUGGAGAGCCUGGGAAUCCCCGUAGUGCAGGACCUGCCAGCCGUGGGGCAGAACCUGCAGGACCACCCCGCCAUGGGCGGAAUCACUUUCACCGUCAACGAGUCCGUCACCAUCAUCGACAAGAGGGACGCCCUCAACCCGGUCAACUGGCUCGACUACCUGUUACGUGGCAAAGGGCCUCUCACACUGCCAGGCGGCGCAGAGGCGUUGGCGUUUGUGCGGACGCCGCUGGCGGAGGGCCCGGGCCCCGACGUGGAGCUGGUGAUGGGCGCAGGAGCGCCCUCCGGCGACUCGCUGGGCUUCCUGCGGCGCCUCGUGGGCUGGCGGCGCGGCGCGUGGCGGAGUGUGUGGGGCGCCGCGGCCGGCCGGGGCGCCGACGCCUGGUCCCUGGCCGCCGUGCUGGUGCGGCCGCGCUCCCGCGGCUCCGUGCGCCUGCGCAGCCGCAACCCGCUGCACGCGCCCGUUCUGCGGGCCAACUACUACGACGACGAGCGGGACCUGCAGGCGCUCGUCCACGGCAUCAAAUUUGCGGCGUCGCUGGGGGAGUCGGGCCCGCUGCGUCGCUUCCGCAGCCGGCUGCUGCGAGUGCCGGCGCCGGGCUGCGAGCGGGAGACCUUCGGCUCGGACGGCUACUGGGCGUGCGCGGUGCGCCAGCUGGCCUUCAACCUGCACCACCAGGCGGGCACCUGCGCCAUGGGCGGCGUCGUCGACAGCCGGCUGCGCCUGCUCGGCGUGCGGGGCGCGCGCGUCGUCGACGCCUCCGUCACGCCCACCGUGCCCUCGGGACACACCGCCGCGCCCGUCUACAUGAUCGCCGAGAAGGCCGCCGACAUGAUCAAGCAGGACUGGGGGCAGCCCAUCCAGUAG
This is a messenger RNA of Schistocerca serialis cubense, 990 nucleotides long. RefSeq names its product glucose dehydrogenase [FAD, quinone]-like. The transcript has 3 exons. The record is from RefSeq and is a predicted model, not a curated record. Bases 1 to 990 code for a protein of 329 amino acids. NCBI's taxonomy places the organism in Eukaryota, Metazoa, Arthropoda, Insecta, Orthoptera, Acrididae. Gene Ontology annotation, molecular function: oxidoreductase activity, acting on CH-OH group of donors; flavin adenine dinucleotide binding.